AUGACAACAGCCUCACCUGUGACUCGGGCCCACAGAUCCGAGCGACAGACCCCCUUACGGGUCGGUAAGAGCACAGAAAAUGCUCUGACAUCUUUACCACGUGCCGAGUCCAGAGACUCUCCCGCGCUACCGAGCAGAGGCAUAGGCUACAGCAGCUGUUCCCCACCGCAGUCCAGCAGAGCGCUGCACACUGGUGUUGCUGCGGCUCCAUCUACAAGAAUCGGAUGAGUAGAUAUGGUCACGGACUGACUUCUCUGCAGCCAUAGACUCUAAUACCACUCUUUCAGACCGUUUUUGCAGAGAAGGGCCAGCGGUUUCUAUGCUACAGUACACUACUUUAUAACGUAUUAAUUUGUCUUAUUCUACUAAGCGCCCAUGUAAGCAAAACCAUGGAGUAUAAGCUAAAUGUUCAUACCUCAUACUAAAAUUUAAGGCAUGUCAUGCUUGUUUAUGCUACAAAUCAUAAAAUUAUGCAGCUCCAUAGAAUGCCAUGACCGCAGUUUUGAAGCAAGCAAUGUGUCCAUAUAGGCAGCAGCAUUUGCCCCACUUCCCCCAACCCAAAAACAUUCACUGAAAUUCUAACCUAGAUAAUUUAAGGACAAAGUGUGGACUACUUUGUCUUAUGUAUUUUUCCUAUGCUUGGCAAAGCUUGACAAACAGGCAUAGCUAUUACUGUCAAGCCCCCAGCAACCACUAGUGAUGGCUGAGGGUGGAAAAAAAGAUCUGUCUAAGGAGGAUCUCACAGUCUUCUCCAUAGACAUCAGCGCUGUAUUCUCACGCAGAUUAAGCGCCAGGAGCUGAAGUGGAUCUUGUGGAAGAAGAUGGCGCUGUCAGGGAUCUUACCUGAAGUGGGAGUCCGGCACGCAGAGUUGAGGCACCCUUUGCAAUUCGACACAGACCGAGGGGACUCAGGACAGAAAUCCCCAAGGCUGUGACACAGUGCACUGGGGCUGAAAUAACCAGUGCUUCCUGGAACGCAGUACAGACAAAGGAUAUCCAGAAGAGUAGUCAGUAUCAGAAUCAGAAGUCAGGACGGGCGGCAAUCAGGCGAAAACAGUAGACGAGCAAGAGAUCAAAAACAGGAGUCAGAAGAACAGCAGUGAAACCAAACAGGAACAGGAAACACGAUCUGACAACGAGAACCAGCCUUGCGGGGUUUAAAUAGGGAGUCUCAGCCAAUCAUCAAGGAACCAGGAACAGGUGUGCACAUUCCAGGCGUACAGGCUCAGACUACAGGAUACCAAGAACAACCAGAAACAGUCAAAGAUGCGUGGAGCUCAAUGCAAGGAUACCGACUGGGAUGCAGGAAACUCAGGUUUGAUCCCAGCCAGACCCAAAUACACAAUAUUGUGUAAAGCACAAUGGUGAUCCUGACAUUACCCCCCCUUCAAAGACGCCGUAGGCGAGAAGAGGAACGCAACUACGACCCAGGAGGUUACUUUUUGGAUUUCUUGGCUUUGGUGGUACUAGUAGGAGCAGAGGUCAUAGCUUGUAGGGCCUUUUCAAAUACUUGCAAGUCCUCCUUCCGGACUAGAGUCCCAUUAGAGGCAUAGGUACAGCCAGAAAGAGGGUCUUCCUUGACAGGACUUGUAGUGGUUGUGGUGCUUGCCUUCUUAGAAGCAGAAUCUUUAGUAGAAAUAGAGAUCUCAGGUUCUUUAGUAACAGAUUCCUGCACAACCUCAGGAGCAACGACUGUAGAAGGCUGAGGAUUGGACAGAGUUCAAGCAAGGACAGGCAGCAUGUUGGCAGACAGGUCUCAUAGGAUAUGCCAGAGUAGUACCCAGACGGAGAACCCGAGACCUAGAUGGACGAAUGGGACAAAAAGAUAUUAAAUGUCCCAUCUCCCCACAAUAAUAACACAGUCCAUGCGCCAUCCUUCUUGCCCUUUCUUGAGAUGACUGACGGAACCUAACCAGUCCAAUCUCCAUGGGUUCCUCCGCCUCCCUGCCAGAUUUAUACGAUGUUUCUGGAGACUUGGGAGCGGUAGGGUUAGCUGUAACAUCAGUCCGAGUGAAAGGAGUAGUGUAGUCCAUUUCCAGUCCGGGUUGCAAUAUGUGUGAAGCAACAGUAGAUGAUCUAUGUACAUAUGACUUUUGUGUCUUGUUGCAUUGUAAACCCAGGGACCGAAUAAAGGACUCCCAGGAAUCUAGGACUGGGCUUUUGGCGAGUAACAACUGGUGGGCCCAGAUCUUAAGGUGCCCCGACAAUAAGGUAAUCGCUGUCCUCACUUUAAUGACGUCUGUGGCAUAGGUAAGUGGUCUCAGGGAGAACAGGACCUCGCAAUCAACUUUGAAGGUAUCAUACUUAGACCGGAUCCCAGAAAAUUUCUCGGGUAGAGCAACCAGCGGUUCAGAGAGUCCAGAGUCAUAGGUUACUCUCCCUUUAAGGGAAGCCAGCUCCUGCUGUAAGCCCUGCAAAGCCUGGGUGAGCUGGGAAACUUGCUGGGUCAAGGCUGCAACGGUAAUCUUCAACUCUGCAGACUCCAUUUGGUCAGAUCGUACUGUCAGGGAUCUUACCUGAAGUGGGAGUCCGGCACGCAGAGUUGAGGCACCCUUUGCAAUUCGACACAGACCGAGGGGACUCAGGACAGAAAUCCCCAAGGCUGUGACACAGUGCACUGGGGCUGAAAUAACCAGUGCUUCCUGGAACGCAGUACAGACAAAGGAUAUCCAGAAGAGUAGUCAGUAUCAGAAUCAGAAGUCAGGACGGGCGGCAAUCAGGCGAAAACAGUAGACGAGCAAGAGAUCAAAAACAGGAGUCAGAAGAACAGCAGUGAAACCAAACAGGAACAGGAAACACGAUCUGACAACGAGAACCAGCCUUGCGGGGUUUAAAUAGGGAGUCUCAGCCAAUCAUCAAGGAACCAGGAACAGGUGUGCACAUUCCAGGCGUUCAGGCUCAGACUACAGGAUACCAAGAACAACCAGAAAUCGUCAAAGAUGCGUGGAGCUCAAUGCAAGGAUACCGACUGGGAUGCAGGAAACUCAGGUUUGAUCCCAGCCAGACCCAAAUACACAAUAUUGUGUAAAGCACAAUGGUGAUCCUGACAGGCGCUGGCCACAAGUGACAGGUUCAGGUACGUAAAAACUGUCGUCUACUGCACCCCUGGGCUACCGCAAUGCAAGUGGAGCCGUCACCAUCUGCAUCAUAGUGACCUCUAAUAAAGUUUGAUGGUUUUAUUAUGUCAAGCUUUAUAUUUUCUUAGAAUUCUACAUACUAGAAUCAAAUUUGAUUCAAACUAAGAUUUAGUAUGUAAAAGUCCAGAAAGUUUUUUGGUAUGCUUUACAAAAUAAUAUGAAAAAUCUUUACUGUGAUGCAUAAUGACCGUCCAUGAAAGUCUGAGCCUGACUCUCAGACAUUGUAUAGUCACAGUUGAAUAUUCUGAUAACAGAGAGCUCUUUGUGUGAGGUUAUUGUGUUGUGUGUGCUACUCAGUGACAACGAAAUCUAGAAAAUUUCAUUUACUCCAGUUCUCUGGAAUUGAUUAAAGGAAAGGAUCUCAGGAUCUGUCAUUAAUGUUAUUAUAAUGAGGAAACAGGCUAAUAUAUGUUGAAGAAAAGAUAAUUUUCUUUGUGCUCCCAGCAAUAUGUUCAGGUGAUCUUACCAGCUCAUUUGUCCUGGCCUAGAAAAUCCUAAACAAACCUGAAGGACAUUGAAAGGUUGUUUUUUUUCCUCCAAGACAGGCACAAGUAUCCUUAUUGCCAAGUUUACACCAGAACUACACAUCCCAGAAUGCAGUUAAGGACAUGACAAAGUACAGAGCCAGCCUCACCUGUUCAGCCAGGUGAGAGGCAGAAAUAGAAAGGGGUGUGACAUACGGACAGGUAAUAUCACAAGACUUCAAACAAGAGAGCUUCUAACGUGGAGGAAGGUGGGAAAUUUUGAUAUGAGGAGAUCUUGUUUUAAUACGCUGAGAUGAAUUGCACAACCUGAAUGAAAAGGUAAUCUGUUUUUUUUACAUUAUGCAAUAUAUCAUGGCUGAAUACAUUUUGUUAUAGAAUACCAAAGUAAACAAUGUACACAUGUGCUUACAUGUAUGUAUGUAUAUAUAUAUAUAUAUAUAUAUAUAUAUAUACAAACAGAGACGCAUACAUACAGGCAAUGAAGAUAUAUCAUGGUGGAUAUCACAUUUUUAUGAUACAAGAAUAUGUCAAUUUGAAAGACAAAUCUUUUUUUUGUCUUCUAUUUCAAUUCUAAAUUCAAGAAUGAACUGAAAAAUUAAUACAAGAGAAUACUGUUUAAUUACUUUUUCUAUAAAAAUUUAAACAGGGAUCAAGUGUAAGAAAAUAUUAAGACCAUAUCAAUCUAUAAAUUAUUCAUGUGUAAUGAUAGAAUAAAGAUCAGUCUGUAAAGAUUUGUUGGUGUUGCAGAGUUAAAAUAAUUUACUCUAUGAAUAAUUUGGGGCCAGUGGUAAGCCUGAGGCUUGGCACACAACAUAGAUAUUUAUAGGUAUAAUGUGUAAUUCUCAUUGUUCUUUGUAAGGCUGUUGCUUUAAACGUUUGUAGGGUUUGGCAGUGAAGGUGUUAAUGGAAGCAAUAAGGAAACUGAACAGCUAGAGAUAUUGAACUCUUAUCUCUGAAUGGUCUAGAAGAGAAAAAUGGAUACUACACAACACAUAUUGUUAAGCAUGUCCCCAUCAUUGGGCUCAAUUACACGCUUGUCAUUAAAAAGCAUCUGCUGCAAUUGUAAAUACAAACAGACAGUAGAAAUUGGCAGCUAAAAAACAUACUACCAUAUUUCCAUGGUCAGCACUUGUAUUGUCAUCACGUUUCCUUUGAUACAGACCAUCACCUAACAAUCACUAUAUAGUGAACUGAAUGUACAUCAAGAAAGGGCACAUUUUUCAAUUAACUUCCAUAAGAACCUCACCAGCAAACUGUAGCACAAGCAUGUCUAACUCAAAGGCUAACACGGGUCAAAUAAACAAGGUUUAGGUUUAUGUGGGCCGCAAAAAAAACACAAUUUUUCAUAGCAUUUCGAAAAGUACGGUAUAAAACAAAGUCGUCUAACUGACGCUGGAUGUCCUCAUGCUCAUAGGGCUUCAAAGUAAACAAAAGAGCAAAUUUAUUUUAAGGAGAUGUACAUUUGCAUAUAAACUAUUUUGACAUAUUAAGAAAAGUUUGGUAAUGUGACUGAAAUGGGGAAUGUAUGGUGUUGCACAGCUGUAAAAAAAACAAAUUUCAUUAUCUUGUUGAUUUUUAAGUUGAUUUUUUUAUGAGUGUGUUCUUCACUUUAUCUGAGAUCAUCAAACUUUAUGAUCUCAGCCAAUCCAAUGCUUUUCCAUACACUGCCCCCCCCUCCCUCCACUCUUAUACACUGCCCCAUUCCCCAACUCUAAUACACUGCCCCCCUAAACUAAUACACAGCCUCCCGUGACUCCACCCCCACUAAGACACUGCCCUCCUCCCUCCACUCUAACUGAAUACACUACCCCCCCCACCACUCUAACUGAAUACACUGCCCCCCUCCCACCACUCUAAUCUACCACACUGCCCUCCAUAAUUUAUCACACCCAGGGAAGGCAGGCCACAAAGAUAGUCAUUGUGGACCACAUGCAUGGACCGCAAGUUUGACAUGCUUGCUGUAGCAGGUUCACUGAGUUCCCUUAAUGUUUGCACACACACACCAAAUUUCACAAUUAUUUAUCUGACAUGACAUAUAUUGUACAGCAUUAGUGCUUAAAGAGUUUUUUUACUUCCAUCUUUAUCUUGUUGAAGAUAUUGACUUCUCCAGCAGGAGAAGACCAAAUGUGGGUGGUGUGGGUGACUUUGGUUGUCAAACAAUUUGAAAAAUUACUCUGGGGUAGUGUCAGGGCACUGAAUGUUCAUUUAAGCAUAAUCAGUUUAUCUGUACUGAUAUAUACAUCAAGUAGAAAGGGUUGACACAGGGUAUUUGUCCUCAAGACCACUAGCACACAGAGGUUGUUGGCCUCACAGCACAAAUCAAAUGCUCUCAAGGUCUGCACUGACCACUAGUACAAUUAGAUUUUAAAGUCUCUUAGAACCAAUAGCUAAAUGCCAAAAAAACUUUAUGGUGAGACCAAACAUGAUAAAACUCCCCACAGUGCAAAAAAAAAAAAAAAUACUGUUAUGCAUCACCUGCAUAUCCAACUUGAGAUAUCCAGGUCAUGCAUAGCAGUAAUUACUCUAUUUGCACUAUGUAUAGUUUUACUAUGAGGGCAGUGAGGAGCCCAUGUAUCUGUAUGCAUCUGCAUCCUACCCUGUGCAGAGUGCCAUAGCUCCUCAAGAACUUGCAGCUCCUCCAUCUUGGUAAACCAAAGCGACAUUGGUGGGACUGAGUCCCGUUUCCAAUACAAGGGCAUUGAUUGUUUAGGAUAUGGAUUGUAAGGGAGCGUUUAUAGCGGGAAGAGAGAGAGGUAGUAUGCUGAAUACACACCCAUGUAGAGGAGUCCAGGGUGCUCUGCUACUGCAAAUAUAUAAUCCCAGUCAACCUUGUCAAAAGCAAGAGAAUGCUUCCCGAGGAGUGCUGCACCUGAAAAACCAAUGACAGGGCUUGUAUGGUGUUGUCCCUUACUUCCUGUGUUGGAAGAACCCCACCUGGUCUGGGGAAACCAGCCAGAGCAGAAGUGACCCUAACCUGGUGACCAGAAUUUUCGAAAACAAAAGGCAAUACCUCAUUCAUUGCGCAACAUGCUUUUUUGGUAAAAUUAUGACCUUUGCAGCCUGGGUUUAUAUGGGGAUGGGGUGACCUUCCAUAAUGGAAUUGAAAGGCACUAUAAAGCAUUGGGUAUAAAGUGGGUGCAAAGUGCUUAUAAUAUUUGAGGGGCUCUAAAUCGAGAAGGCGAGUUCUUCCUCCAUCAGAGGUGCCUCCAAGACUUCCAUGGAGUCCGCUAGUACUUUGUGUGCACAUAUUUAGAGAGGUAGGAGCGGCUGCGUGUAGCGUGAGUAUGAAUCAUCACUGGUGAUGAGUGUGAGAGUAGGGCAUAUAAGCUUGAAUAGUAUUGUUUAUCUGCUGUGGCGACCCAAAGGUGACACAUUUGUGCUAUGUAAGUUGUGGAGCACUUUUUAUUCAUCUUUCUUGCUAGUAGUUUACUGCUUUUAUCGCUUUCUGCAUAGAAGAAUGAGUCGGUGCACUGAAGUUCCCUGGCAUAGAAGAGAGUUGUCUUGUGGUUGUUUGUUUGUGCACCUGAGCUAACUCCCCUAUCUUUUCGGCCAGAUCACUUAUGGAACUCUUCCUGUUUUUUCUUAAAGGCUGUUCUUUGAGAAAUAAGGGCUCCCCUUAUAAUGCUUUUGUGGGCUUCCCACAUGGGGAGAUGGGAUGUGUUUUGUGGCAGGUUCUCAGUGUAGUAGUGUGUGAGUGUUGACUUUCCUGUGAAGUAUAGAAAAGUGCCCUGUGGAGCCACCACAUAGUGGCUCUAGGUCUAUGUAACGGGGAAGCUAGCUGUAGGGUGAAAGGUGCGUGGUCCGAUCAAGUAACCACUCCAAUUGAAAGUUUUUGUAAUAUGGGCAGAUAAUUGUACUGCAACCGUGACUUUAUUUUGUGUGCUCAGUUAUUUUGUAAAAUGUUGAACAGGAUGAAAGCUAUUGUGUUAAUUAUUAUAUAAUGUAACAGGUAUUGUGCAAUGCGUCUUGGUAUCCAGCAUGCAAAUAAAUUAUAAUUUCUUGACCUAAUUAUGCCCAUGACACCAGAGAGUGGUUGGCAUUGUUCUAGCUAAAGACCCCUGAUGUGUGUAGGGGUGUAAAUAUACAUGUUUCCCUGCAAUAAACAGUUCUCUUGUUUUACCCAGUAAGACUGGUCUUGUCCACUAUAUUGGGGAAUUUCAGGUUUCCGAGUGCUGUAAUCACUAUUCCUGUAGCUUUAAUCACUGUAUGCUGUAGCUGAAUCCUGGGCCAAUUGAUGAAAGAAGAAGUGGCGACAAUAGGACACUAAGAGGCUUUGCUACCUGUGAUAGGCAGAAAAAAAUAAUCAAUGUGUGUGUAGCAAGAAUUUAAGGGUGGAGUAAAAUGUGAACUCCUUGUCCACUGGGUGAAUGUACGACACACAUACAUACAGACAUACAUACAGACACACACACACACACAUUCACAUACAUUAUAUACACAUUCACAUACAUAUAUUGUCGCGUGUAAUAUGUAAGGCUAUGUCUUGCCAGGACAGAUGAUUGAGAUAUAUAUAUAUAUAUAUAUAUAUAUAUAUAUCUUUUUCUAAUAUAAAAUAUUGGUCCUUUCAGGGUAAAACGUUUAAUUAUACAGUAAGCAUACGCACAUGCAGACACAGGCAAUUUCACUGACAUUUCAGUGACAUACACAAGCUCAUUGAUACACAGCCUCAUAGACAAACAAUCUUACUGAUAUACAUCAGCUCAUUGACAUAAAAACACAAGCUCACUCACUAGCAGGCACACGCAUGCAAGCAAACUCACUCACUAGCAGACGCACACACACAGCUUAAUGUGGUGGUACUGGUGUCUAUAGCAUGUCCCUACAGGCUUUUCAGACAAAAGGCAGUGUUUACAUUGCUUCAAAGUGACACUGCUAGUGACAGUCACUCAGACGGUCACUAGAGGUGCUUCCUGUGUUAGUGCCCUCCCGCCCUCGCGCGCUGCUGAAUGAGACUGGCGCCGGAAUAUGGCGUCAUAUUCCGGCGCCGGUCUCAUUCAGCUGCGUGCUGGGGAGCAGAGCCAGCGCAGCUCGCGCAGCUCCCUCAGCGGCCGCCAGGACAAGUCCGCCAGCGGCCGCCAAAAGACCUCCCCAGCGGCCAGGGGAGGGCUGGCAGCCUUAGGCCUGGGGGGCAAAACCAGUCAAGUAGACUGGUGCACCUGCCCAGGAUCAGAGCCGGUGCAAGGAUUUUUGCCGCCCUAGACAAAAUAAAAAUUUGCUGCCCCCACAUGUCACAUCACAAUGCCCCACCCAUAUGAUCUGCCAUAUGAACUAACGCCAGUGCUGCACACAGUGUGUGUUUACAUUAAAAAGCCUGCAGGGACCAGCUAUAGACACCAGAACCACUUCAUUAAGCUAUAGUGUCCCUUUAAUGUGAGGUAAAUUAUAGAUUAGUGUCACUAAUAAUAUACUAGAUUGCCUACUUACAAGCAGAUGAGGUGAUGAUGGGCUGCAGUUUGGCUCCACUGGUCUGGUGUAGAACAGGAUCUCUGGAGGCUGUUUGCAGCUGUGGUCACAAAAUUCAAUGUUCUGGGAGAAUUGGAAGCAGCUCCAUUUUUUGGGGCCCCUUACACAGCUCAAGGUCUGGGCCCCAGGGCCUGACGGUGAGUAUGCCCAUAAGGCCCACUCAUAAGUUCCACCCACCCAUGAGUUCGCUCACAGGGAGUGGAGUGUGUAGGGGAUGUGUUAUGUGUUAUUGUAGAGGAUCUAAUAUGUGUGCUUAUGGUAUGUAGUGUAUAGGGUUACCAGUUUGUGCAGGUGAUGCAGUGUGUUUGUGUGUAGUGGAAGCAGUGUGUAUUUGUGUAUAAGGGAUGUAUUAUGUGUUUCUGGUUGUGUGUAAGGGAUGCUUUGUGUGAAUCUGUGUUUGUAUGCAUAAGGGAUGCAAGGUGUGUGUCUGUAUGUGUGUGCAUGAGAUGCAUUGUGUUUCUGUGUGUAUGUAAGAAAAGAAGUGUGUGUUUGCAUGCGUGUGUACGGGUUUGCAUUGUCUGUUUCUGUGUAUGUGUGCAAAGGAUGCAUUGUCUUUGUGUGUAAGGGUUGCAUUGUGUGUGUGUGUGUAAUUGAUGCAUUGUGUGUUUCUCUGUGUGUAAGGGAAGCAUGUUGUUUCUGUGUGUGUAUAGGGAUGCAUUGUGUGUGUAUAGCGUGGUGAAAAGGCUCCCUGUCUUGGCCCCUGUCCUGCUCAGGCUGCCCUUCUUAUUCCCCUCCCUCCCUCUUGUGAACCCUCCCCCCUCUUAUCACUAAAUACAAUUCCACUCCCUCCUCAUCUUUUAUUCCCCUCCCUUCCCUCAUCUUAUUCCCCCUCCCUCUUCUUAUUCCCUCCCCUCCCUCUUCUUAUUCCCCAGCUCCCCUCUUCUUGUUCCCCAACUCCCUCAUCUUAUUCCCCCUCCCCUCUUUUUGUUCCCCCCUCAAUCUUGUUCCCCCUCCCUCUUUUUAUCCCCCCCUCUUUUUAUUCCCCCCCCUCCCCUCUUUUUAUUCCCCCCCCUCAUCUUGUUCCCUCCUCCCUCUUCUUAUUCCCCCCCCUCAUCUUUAUUCCCUCCACUCCCCUCUUCUUAUUUCCCCCCCUCAUCUUAUUCCCCUCCCUCCCUCUUCUUGUUCCCCCCCCUCUUUUUAUUCCCCCCUCCUCCCUCUCUUCUGCCCCCCCUCUUCUUCCCCCCCUAUUCUUACCCCCCUCCCUGCUUAGGCGUGGCCGGGCUGCACUCCGGUCAGCGGUGGCCGACCCGGAGUGAUGGAAGAUUUUGAGUGUACACUUCCUGUAAUCAGUCCGGCGGUGACAAGAAAACAAACUCCCGCAGCGGACGGAACACCGUUUCCUGUCACCGGCAGACUGACAGGUACCUCAGUCUGCUCUCCUCCCGACGGCACCGGCUUCCGGACGGUGCAGCUAAAAUCUGAGGGAAGAGAGGAGGGCUGCAGCCGCCUGAGGCUCUUAACAGAGCGCUCAGGCGGCUGCAGUAUUUAAAGGGCCGGCCCCAGGUGCCGACGGCCCACCGGGAAAUUUCCCGGUAUCCCGGUGGGCCAGUCCGGCCCUGCAUGCGUACAUACAUAGUGACAUACUGUCAUGAUUCCCCCUACCAUUCUAUGUCUGAUUGGUGUUUACCUGUAUGACUUCCUGGUUCUCGCCGAUCCAACUCCGCCCAUGCGUCUGAUGUUGCGCGCUUCCAUGGUAAAAGGAAGCCGUGGCCACUACCAGAUCGCUAAAUCAGUUUGUUGCCUAAUUGUUGCCACUUGCCAAUGAAGCUCCUUCUCUUGUAACUUUGUGUACCGAACCUCUGAUACCUGAUUUUGCCUUCGCUGACUUCUAAUAUCCCAGACUCGGAACGGACUUCACUACGAUAACCUUUAUCCUCAAAUUACUCUAGUGAACCUCAAUCCUCACUACUCUGGAAAGGACUUCAAUUUACAACCUCUACAACAAGCAAGCUAAGUUCUCCAGUUUACUGGGAUUAUUAAUUGGUGCACACCUUCAGUUAAUUGGAUGGAUAAAAGGGAACUCUUAUGUCUGCCCUCUGGGAUCCUAUAUUACUUCUAAUAUAAAUUGCUCUAUUCAAAGUAAACCAUCUCAACUGAUUAAUCUCUAUUAAGUUUAUUUCAUAUAUUGUUUCUGAGUUUAAAGAACUGUAUAAUACUUCCAAAUCAGGAUCUACUUAAUUUCAUCAUUGCUACGGAUUUCUAAAGAACUGUGAUAUAUUCUCCUAAGCAAGAAUUGCCUUAUUUUCUUUAUUAUUGUGGCGGAACCAGCCUCACCACUGGGCUUUGGAGAAGACUGAUUGCCAGCCUCCUGCCAUGUGACUAUGGCCCCUGGGAUGUAUUGCCUGCUCUCCUGUACUGCUGAGGAUUGCUACCAACUAGGUGGAUUUGGCUAUGGAGCUUGUGUAGUGCCCUCUGUUGUCAGCAACAGAGGUAGCAAGACUGGUAAUUUGCAUAUUCGGGUAGAUUUGCAUAUUGCUAAUUCUGCAUCCAGGAGAGACAUUUUGUGUUAAUUAUGGUCUUCCCCACCCAUUUAUAAAUAUGUAAUUAUGUUAUAAUAAGUCACUGUAUGUUGCCUGCUAUGAUUUGACUGUUUGUAAUUUUAUUGAGUUUUCACAGCAAAGUUAAUGUAAUGACCAUAUGGGCUAGUCCCAAGUAAAAUAAAGUUUUAGACAGUUCUUCUUCACUCGCAAUCUAGAGUCCUGUCUCUCUCUUAUUGGGGGUAUUGCUAUAUCACUACAAGGGAUUGCUAUGCUCUGCAUGCUCCCUUGGAUAACGACUCCUAGGCAAUGUUGCAAUCCUAAUCAAGGAAUACCAUUAUUUUAUGGAAUAUUACUUUCAAUUCAUAUUGCUACUGAAGAUUGUCAAAUUGAAAAUACCUAAAUUCAAUAAAUCAAACAUUCUUAAAGUGACAGUAUUAAACUUAUUCUUACAUCUGCAGUUGAGUUCCAAAUGAAGUUUUUCUAAGUACUACACAUACAUACAGACACACAAACAUGCAGCAAAAUUUUCAGCCACCCUCCUGUUUCUUAACUUUUUGGUGCAGGAGGGUGGCUGGGGCUGAUGGGAGUCGGUUGGCUCCCACAUGGAGUAAGCUGACCGGCCGUCACUUCCUCCCAGCACUACUUGUGGCUGCUAUUUUUAAAGGGUAUGGUCCACCUGAUGGGCCCUAUCAGCGUGCGGGCCCGGUGCAACUGCAUCGGCGGUAGUCCCGCUGCUGAUGGCGGCCCUGGGUGGUGUCCAUGAGUGUUCUAAGUCAAGCUGGUGUGACACCUACUUGGGUUCCCCGAGGAUCUUAAAAUGCUCAUGCAUCUCAACCCAUCCCACACUCCCCCUUCCGAACAGAAAAGAAACCGUCAACCCACUAAGCCCAGGUUAGAUCUUAUCACGGUGAACAAACGUUUUGAAAAGAAGUGGUAGUGCCACUAGUGGUAGCUAUGAGAUUGACCAUCAGACUUGGGUAAUGGUAACUUGCAAGUUACCAUUAGCCAUGAGAGAAACUUUUAGUCCCUGCUCUCAAAGCAUCCAGGGGGAACUUAGCUAUAAAUUAGUUUUUUAUCAACAGAGUACCACUCACCCAUCUUGACAGCUGAUAGAUCCAUGAAGUAUACUAGUUUAUGCAGGAUACCACUUAAGUUGUUUUCUAUGUAUUCUCCGAAUGAUGUGGCCUUAGAGCAUCCCCAUCACAUAUAAAAACCUUGCAUCUGCCCUCACAGUUCCUCUGGAAAAUAUCUGUGCCAAGCACUCUAUGUAAAUCGGUCUUACCAGGGUAAUUUACCACUCCAUAAUCAUCUUGUAGCUCUGCUCCUACACAGUUACACACAUUAAGGCUUUUGCAUCCAACACCCACAUUUCUUUUCAUUUGUCUAGAUCCAUGGUUUCCCUAACAUCUUUCCCACAGGUAGACACAUGCAAGAAAGAUACGUUCCAUGACACCAAGGAGCAUAAAUGUUGAUAUAAUAUGGAGAUAAACCUAUUUUCAUACCCUCCUCAUAAACAAAGAGAGUUGUACUAAGAUAGAGACCUAAAGGCCAGUGUUGCAACGUCAGUCCAACAGCAAACCUCUGUACCAGGAGAUAUCUAAAAUUGUCUAUGGGGGAUCAAAGGUAUAUGCACCUCAAGAGAGCAGAAGGAGACUACUUGCCCUUUAAGAUCCUGGUAUCUCUGAAUGUAGCUUCCUCAAUCCCACGAAACACGGGUCUACCAGGACAGGAGGAAAGUGCCUAUUAUACAGCACUUUAGACAUGAGAGAGAGGAGGGAGGUAAGAAGAGUGGCUAUUAAAUCCCAAACUCAGAUAGUAUAAAGAAGUCUCAGUGCUUUAUACAGCCAUAUUACAAUGAAUGAAGUUUAACCAACACUAUGGGCAGAAUGUUUUAUUAGGUUUACUUGUUAAUACCAGUUAGUAUUUUCUAACACAUCUCCUCCCGCUUAUCUAGGUAUUCAGGAAAGCAUGUGAUUCCUGGAUUGAAGGUUUGAAAUAUACCAUAUAGUUCAAUUAUAUCUGGGACUCUCUGACACCAGACAAAUGCAAAACACGGCCAUGUCCAAUCCUGUAGAAGACGAUCCUUUUGAUUUCCUUUUUAAAAUCAUUUUGAUUGGGGACUCAAAUGUAGGUAAAACAUGUGUUGUGCAACGCUUUCAAUCAGGUGUCUUCUCGGACAAACAUCAAAACACCAUUGGAGUGGAUUUCAGUGUACGAUCCCUGAAUAUUGAUGGAAAAAAAGUCAAGGUAAUGUAUUUCCAUAUUGUGGUUUCCUGUUAUGUUAUGUUAUAUGGAAUGUCAUGGGUGUUAGGUUCAUUCUUCUAUCUAUGUGUGGGAAUAAAGGUCAUCAGCAUGUUAAAAAUAAUGCACGUUGGAAAAUUAUCUUUCUUCUUGAAGGCUAUAGGUAAAUCUUCUAUUGUUUGACCAUGCUAAUUAUUUACAAAGUUACACCGACUACUCUUUAAAAUGUGGCUGUAAGUUAUAUUUCUUCUAAGACUGAACAACAAACAGCAAUAGAGUUUGUACAAAUUAAAACAUUGUCACUUCUGAGUUUUUCAUGAAGAUAAAAUCUUUAUUAAAAAUAAAUACUGAGAUGGAAUUUCAUUGAAAUUCCAACACAAUAAUAAGAUAAAAUGUGACAGUGAGCAGAGACUCAAGCAGCUUCUAUCUCCUUAUUUUACCAUUUCCUAUUAGCAUUCUUGAGUGCAGGCUGAACAAGUAUCAUGUCGUGGGAUGCACAGUAGAUGCCACUUCAUUGUGGAUGCACAAGAACAUCUAUGAAAUGAACUGUGACUUCCUUUAGGUAUACAACAGUAUACCUCCGCCAAUUGAUGCUCCUAGUGCUCACCAAGUACUCCAAGCACUUUACCAGACACCAUCAGCACUGCAGUCCCCACUUCCAGCGUACAGCUUGAUUUGGGUCUCGCUGUCCUCCACCCACCCUGGGCUCAAGAUCAGAAUCCAGCUUCCAGUGGGUAGACUCUCCUACAAAAGAGUGUAGCAAUGUGCUCUUAAAAGAGCAAGUGAUUAUAACCCAGGGGAGUAUCAUGAUAUAGCAAUCCCCAGAGCAGAUACAGCUGUUUUCCUCACACUAGAUGAGACUCUAUGUGGAGGGUAGGCAUGAACUCAGUUAAUGGUAGCCACAACUGGCCUUAUAUGCAAGGUGUACUCUGCCUGGGAGAUAAUUGAGUCAAGUACUGUAUUAACUUAAUUAUCUCCAGACACAAAAACACACAUAUUUGUAAAACCCCCAAAAUACCUUAAAACAGCCAAAACCCCCUCAAAAGUUACAUCCCCUGAUAGCCCUGAUCUGGGUGGCCAACAUAUCCAAAAAUCUUACCCUGGAGCUUGUUCCCCUCAGCCAGACAAAUUAUUUCACUGAACAGUGCCCUUUUAAAUUGUAUAGAACCGAAAGCAGGCGAUGAUGGAAGUCCAGCGGUGUUCGGGAGUUUCUGUGUCCGAUUUUAGUUCCAUGAGAUUCAUGUCCAAACACCGCUGCCUGCGUUCAUGCGAACAAGAUGGCUGCCACCUCGUCGUUGUCCAUAGGAAUUGCGGCCACCCAGACAAACAAUUAGAACACUGCGGUGAGAACUGUUCCAAGGUGUUAAUAGGUGUUAACAAGCUCUCGGGUGGUCCCUGGUUCGUGCGUCUGUUCGGUUCCCGAACAGGAUAGCAAAAGGGUACGAACAAGGUCUUUUAUGAGCUUUUUUGCAUGGCCCAUAGUCCUGAGGCAGGAGGCUGGCAAACAGGCCACUCCAAGAACCAGUGGCAAGUUUACUUUGCCAUACUCUGUCUGAUAAUUAGGAAAACCAGAAUUAUCAGAUGAGCUCUAUCAUAGUAGCUAGUAGGACCCUAAUGACGCAAUUUGACAUAACUGACUGAAGGACUUCUUGGUUUAGAAGGCUAUCUUUGAAAUUCACACCAGAUUGACCAUAAACCCAUACCAAGAAUUCUGAUAUCUUCCACUUGCUUUCUAUAGGUCCAAGUGUGGGACACAGCUGGUCAAGAGAGAUUCCGUACAAUCACUCAGAGCUACUAUCGUAGUGCUCAUGGAGCCAUAAUCGCCUAUGACAUAACUCGUCGGCAGACAUUUGAAUCUGUACCACACUGGAUCCAUGAAGUGGAAAAAUAUGGAGCAGCUAACUUAAUGGUGAUGUUGAUUGGUAGGUUUAAAUUGGCCCUUUGUACCAAGAAAAUUUGAAAUAUAUGUAACAAUCUUACUAUAUCUUUUCGGUAAACUGAAUUUACCAGUUUGCAUAACAAAUGAUUACUUAUAAGAUUCUAUUAAACACAUGUAUUCCUAAUGCUAUAGCCCUUGUCCAGUUGUACGGUGUAUGAAACAUGUAAACUUAUUGCUCUUCUGGAUUGCAAGUCUCUGUAUGUUGCUUUAUGCCAUCUAUUUAUGUUUUUAUACCCACACAUGGGAUUUAAAUGGAAAAUUAUUAGUAUUAUUAUCUUGACCAAUGUCACAGUUAAUCUUUUUAAGCUGGCAAUUUUUGUGUUAAAUCUGUUUUUACUGAGAUCAAUUUAGGGAACAGUUUUCCUAUGCAGGGGAAGUCAAGUAAUGCAUAUUUAGCGAACAGUAUAAGAAGCAGUAUUGAUAUAGCAAUGGCACAUUGACAUUUGCCUGUGCAGAGGCAUGUUAUGUUAGCAUAAAGCCAUCCUGCAAUGCGUGUAAAGUUUCCAAAUGUUGACAAUUUGGAGUUUACGGGGCCGAACAGUCCCCAUGGGUGUCCGCCUCGGCUGAAACCACCACUGUCAGCGCGAGAUUACAUUACUGUCCUCAUUCAGCACUCUGCGGAGUAGGCUCACACGUGGAGGUAGGCCACAGGCAUCGGUUUCAUGCACGAAUAGGAAAACGACCAUAUCCUGGUUCUGCUUCAACCAUGUAAUCUUGCCAGUGGGUCUAGAAAUGGUUGCUUCAUGUUAUUUAUGUUCUGUUUGGAGCCUGGAGCCGGAGCUGUAUGUGAUAGCGUCUGGUCAGCUCGACGGCCGGCCCCCUAAACUGGCAUUUUUUGGAGUGCAAGGACCGGUGCGGUUCUUGCACUCCAAAAAUUGCCAGUUGAAAAAGAUUUAUAAUGAACAAGGGACAGGGCUGGACCACAGUUAAAGGUAUGAAAAAAAGGGCUGCAAGAGCACUACAUUAUCCAUAUUGAUGUUUUCUUUUUGUGAGAAGAAAUCAGAGAACAUAUAUAUUUACAUAUAUUAUAAUGAGGUUAUUUUUCUUUUUUUUUCUUUCUAUUUGUAUAUGAAGAUUUGUUUUGGUUUCCCCUCCUCUUACUUUUUCUAUUUUAUCCGGAACUAUGUUCUUAUACAUUGCAAUAGAUUUGGAUAGAUUCAAUUUAUAAUUUGAUACCUUACUAUAUUGUUCAAUUUCUGCUAUCACAUGUGGCAAAGAAUUUUCUGGGUCAGCAAUAUAUAGGAGGGUAUCAUCUGUAUAUAAUGAGAUCUUCAGAUCUCCUUUAGAAAUAGGAAGACCCUUUAUUAACGUGUUUUGUCUGAUUUUCGAAGCAAAUAUUUCCAACGUAAUGACAUACAAAAUUGGUGACAAAGGACAGCCUUGUCUCGUACCGUUUUCCAAACCAAACCAAUUUGAACAUAUAUUUUGACCUAUAGACCUUGCUGCAGGUUUCUCGUACAAGGUGCCUAUUGCAUCCAGCACCCAUCCCGAGAUAUUAAAGGCCCUCAAAGCCUUAAACAUGAAUCCCCAGUUGACCCUGUCAAACGCUUUCUCUGCAUCUAAUGACAGGAUCAGCAGGGGACUCCCUUUCUUAUCUGAUAAAGCGAUUGAAUCUAUUAACCUUCAUAUAUUGUUUCCUGCAUUUCUCCCAGGAACAAAUCCAACCUGAUCUGGAUUAAUAAUUUCAGGCAAGACUGUUUUUAAUCUCUUUGCAAUAAUUGAAGCAAAAAUCUUGACAUCCACAUUUAUUAAAGAGAUCGGUCUAUAACUUUUUACAUUUGUUGAUAUUUUGCCUGGUUUCAUAAUUGGUCAAAUAUUGGCCGCAACAUCUCUUGUGGAAAUGAGCCUCUUUUUACAGCAUCAUUGAAGGUUCUAGUUAAUGGUUCUGCGAUUAUAUUUUUCAUUACCUUGAAGUACUUAUUACCGAAGCCAUCUGGUCCAGGAGUUUUAAAAUUGGCCAGUUUGUUUAUUACUUCUAUUACUUCUUCUUUAGUGAUGUCCUUAUUUAAUAAUUCUAAUUGGACUGGGGAUAUUUUUGGUAGCUCAAGAUCCUUUAUAUAUUUAUCUAUUAAUUCGUCCAUAGCUCCAUUAGGCAAAUUAUAUAGGGACUUAUAGAAUUGAUUAAAGGUCUCCCUUAUUUCAUCCGGAGCGCUAUAAGUUUUACCUUCAUGUAUAAUUUUAUCUAUACGAUUAUCUGCUAGUUUUUUUUUCAGUUGGUUUGAUAAGAUUUUGUCUGCUUUAUUUUGUCAAUAAUAAUAUUUAAUUUUGAAUUUAGUUAUUUUCUUUUCUAUGUUUUCUGAUAUUUUUUUCUUAAUGAUCUGCUGUUAAUAUUGGUUAAGUAUACAUUCACUAAUGUGUACAGUUCCCCAUUAAUUUCACAAAUCAGUAUUAUGAACCUACCCUCUGUAUCAAUGUCCUGGUGCUUUAUUUCUACUUGUAGCAGUUUCGAAAAACAAAUAGCCACUCCAGCUUUCUUUUCAUCUUUCUUUGAGGAGAUCAAUAAUAAUGGAACAUUUUUGCCAAACCAUCUAGUACUAUCCUCUAAGGUCCAGUGAGUCUCUUGUAUCAGGAUCACUUGAAUUUUUUCUGUUACUAAAUAAUCGUUAAAGACCCAUCUUUUGUGUGGAAGAUUUAGACCUUGGAUGUUAACUGAUGCAAAUUUAACCAUACCCGUUUCUUAGAUCUCUAAUAAACUUGACAAUUCCCCUGACUAUCCUCACGAUUUAUACUUGCCAGCACCGCUGUACCAUUCAUUCUCAUCCUCCAUUUAUACACAUUCAUACUGUCUUCUUUGAAUUGGUCUCUAAUGCUAAGAGACCUCCUCUCAUACACGAUUUGAUGCCUUAUCAAGGCAAUCAUUAAGUUCUACUUAGAACUUAUGGGCGGGGUACAUUGAUCAAUGUGGCGGCUAGGUAAGGAAGCAACUAACAUAUACAAAUUCUAUUUCCGUGCUUAUCCUUUUCAUAUUUUGCUGUGAGAUUCUUACCUGUUUAAUUAUUACUUACUUUCUCCAAUAACCCAUUCCUUACGUUACAAUAUACUAUUCACAAGAUUUUACUUAUUUGCCUUUAUAGAGAGGGAGAAUACAAAAAAAAUUAUGUGAAUAUGUCUUAAGUGCUUGAGUGCUUGAAUUUAUUCCAAUUUAAUAUACUUGACUAAAUUUACACUUAAAUUGGUGAAUUACUUCCCCUUGUUGAUUGAAUAUAUAUUUGGUGUAACCCUAAAGAUCCCCACCCUUAUUUCAUAUUUAACUCUUACAAAUUAUUUAUUUUGUGGAUAUGUCUACUAUGUUUAUGUGGUGUAAUUCAAAUUCCAAUUACCUCUAUAUACUUAAACUAUUCUCAUCUUUUAAUCGUAUUGAGUUUCUUACUUAGGUUCUCAGUGUUUCCUAUUCUUUUUUACUUAUUUCUCUUCUAAUAUAACUUAAUUUACUAUCCCAUUUUACUAUGGAAUUCCUCUUUGUGUAAAUUCAAAUAUCAUAAAUCUUCUUCCUGUUUUUAUAAAAGUGCUAUAGAUUAUUUCUACUUAAUUCAUUCCUAAUAACCCAACCCCCACAAAAAAGCUCCAUCUGUAAAGCGAAAUUCUCAAUUUUCCAGGUCUUUUUCUAUUGCAUCAGCUUUUUCUCUUUUAGCCAAAUUAUGGCUUUAUCUACUGAGUCAAAGACCUCAAGAUGAUAAUCUGUGAAGAUUCUUAUUGUAGUGGGGAAUCCCCAUGUAUAUUUUAUCUUAUGGGUUCUUAAUAUAGCUGUAACAGGUGCAGAUGUUUCCUUUGCAUACUGGUAAAAAAAGACAGAUCUGGGAAUAGAAUUAUGUCCCUAAAUUCUUCUCCUUGUGGCUUCAUGGCUCUACUUGCUUUUAGAGUUUCCUCUUUGAAUUGGAAUGAUUGAAAACAGCAGAUUAUAUCUCUUGCUUUGGUGUCUGGUAUGUUUGUAGGUCUGUACACUCUGUGUUAUUGUUCUAAGCAGUAAUUCAAUUUCUCUAUUUCUAUCCUCCAGGCUUUCCAUAGAUUUAAUAAACAUUCUGGAAUCUUAUCCUGGGUUAUCUUUUCUGGAAUGUUCCUUAACCGCAGAUUAUCGCAUCUCGAAGCGAUCCUCCAAAUCUUUUGUUUCCAAUUCCUUAAUUUUUUUCAAUAAUUGGGUAUUUUGGUCUUUCGUAAAUUUCUCUUGAAAUUCUAAACAAUUGAUUUUUUCUUCAGCCAUGUUUAUUUUCUCAGUUAGGAGUUUAAUUUGAUUUAAGAUCUCCUCUGAAUUCUGAUUAAUUUGUUUAAUUAGUGUUUCCGACUGAGUAUUUAGACAACUCUCUAAAAGUUCUGCGGUAAUUUGAUUACUCUGAUUUUCAAAACUAUUUAGUGUCUGUUCUAGUCUCGAUGUCAUUAAUAAAUCCUUGUUGCGGAACGCUGGUCUCUCACAGACUAUUUCCGCUGGUAGUCCAGGUGUGGCUCAGGAACCAGUAGUAAAUCCCAUAGAGUAGCAGGCACAAUCAAUAAGACAAUCCAAUAAUCCCAUCACCUUUCCCAAUAACUGGAUGACACACAGUAUCAGGAGUAGAACUUAACUAACUUUUAAUCACACAACCCCUGCUUUUAUGCAAUGCUCCCGUGCAAGGGAGCCACCCACAAUAAUUAGUACAUUAACCAAUAAAGUACAAGGUACAACCCACACAUCUCCUCCCAUCAGCUUAUCUGUUACCAGAAUUGAAAUGUACAUAUUUUUCCUUGAGUUCUAGAUGUACCCCAAAUACAUAGGGAACAACCCCUAAAUAUGGUAUCCCCUGAUAGCCCUGAUCUGGAUGAAUAACAUAUUCAAAAAUCACCCAGAUCGGACCAGGGGUUUAGGGGUUUUGGGCAAGUAAAGUUUUGACUGUCCGCACAGGCAACAUUAUCCGAAAAUAGUUCCAUAAGUUUUGGCCUUGCGGUCGGUCUCCGUUCGUGGAAUAAAAUUCCCAAAAGGCUUGCCAUCAAUGGCUAUGCUGGCAUUCGUGUGAAUCCUCAUGUUAGUAGGAGUCUUUCUGCCGAACGGCAGCUUGUUCGGUAGUUCCAGCCCAAAGAUAUGGAAGUCUGGAGGUCUCAGCGGUGUUUGCUUAGUAGAGUGUCCGAUUUUAGUUCCAGACACUCGACGGCAAAACACUGCUGUUCGGGAGAUUAAGAUGGCGCCGCCACGUGUUAAACUCCUGAAAUGGCGGCCACCCAGGGACUUAACAGAGCGUUCAUGAGUUUCCACUUAAGAGGUAAUAAAACGAAUUGGGAGGUUGAUUGAAGCCACACUUUGUAUCAGGGUGGUCUGGUGUUCGGUAGAUUUAGUUCGUAUGAUGAAUGCAGUGGGUCAAUACAGUUUUAUGGGGACAAUCAAACAUAUGCUUCAUACACUGAAGAUAUAUCCGUUGUUAUCCACAGAAUAUAUAAAAUAGCAGAUAGUGCUCUCAGUUGGAACAAUAAGGUAGCAUUAUUGUAUUUUAUACACUCCUAUUAUUUCCUGGCAUCCUUUUAUACAUUUUCUUAUUUUUUAUAUAUAUUUUAUAUAUUUUUUAUAUUUUUUAUUUUCUAUUUUUUCCUUUUAUUCUACCAAUUUAUUACUCCCAAGUGUAUCCCGUCUCAAGAAAUCCUUAGGUGGGGAUAAUUCCACCAGCGCUGUGGCAAUAGAGCAGUAUUUGUCUGCUCUAUUUUUGUAAAUAUAAUUUAUCUUAUUUAAAUACCUUAUUGUUCCAACUGAGAGCACUAUCUGCUGUUUUAUAUAUUCUGUGGAUAACAACGGAUCCCAAGCCAGAGAGACGGACCUAUUCUUCCAAUAUAUCCUCAACUACAAAGAGUCUCCUACAUCUGAGCUGGUCCUAGCUUACAUUUAAGCAACCUGAAGGAAUACCAAGCCGGACGGACGGACCGACCAUCCCAGUAUAUCCUAUAGUGGGGAUUAAACCACUAAGUUCCCUUUCUCCUAGAGCUGGUCCAAGCUCCAACAAAUGUGAGUGCAAUACCUUUCCUUGAUUUAUAUACCACAUCUGGAUCUGCAAUAUUUCACUAUUGGCAGCUUUUUCUCUUGUCUUUUUUCUCCACAUAUAUGUACUAUUUAUCACACGGACGGACCAAUAUUUGAGGACUAAAACCACACUAUAUACCAGUGAGGCUGUUCCUAUUUAUACUACCUAAUAUCCAUAUUUUGGACGAACUUUGUUUAUUUUACUUACUUAUAUUAUAUCUUGGUUCAAAUACUUGCUGUUUUUACAUUUGCUGAUUUUACUUUUAUUUAUUGAUUUUAUGCGCAGCCCUUAACUCCUUUUGCCUUCUCUAAAUCUAACUAGUGCAUUUUUUUCAAUGAUAAGGUAAACUCUUCCAUACAAUACUUAUUGCACUUAUCUGCCAGGGUUGUAUCGUCCUCCACCCUCUCUAUUUAUCUUUGUUAUUUGCCCCUCUGCUUUUAUCCAUCUGCCGUUUGCUAUCUUCAGGUGGCUGCUUCCCCUUUCCGUCCGUAUCAAUACCCCUUCACACCGGGUACACAGCCUCCCGGUAGCGUGCUUAUUCUACUCGGAGUUAUUCUCUUGACUGCUUUGCUGCUUGCACAUUACUUCCCGCCACGCUCAUCCACCAUUGACCUCCAUAGCUCUGCCCCUUCGUACGUGCAUGCGAACGUACCUACGUCAUCCCAUCCCCCGUGUCAUGUCAUGUGUCCUUCAGUUGUUAUUGUAUAUUAUUAUUAUUAUUAUAUGUCUGGCUAGUAGCAUAGGAGUUAUUUUAAGCCCUGUGCUAGUACAUUAUAAAGUGCAGUGAAUUUGAUCCUGUGCCAUAUGAUUGCGAUAGCUAUUAUUAUUUAUACAGUUUUAUACCCUCUUUUGAUUUAUGUAGAAUAUAUGAUGUGUUCCAUACUCUGGGUAAAUCAAAAGCUUGCAAUAGAAAUAAUCCCAAAGAUUGUUUUGCUUUCCACCAUGAAAACUUUAAAUUUUUCCCCAGUAGAGGGAACUUAAAUACAGAAGAGAAAAAAAUGGGAAAUUACUGUAAUUUAAUGCUAUUGUUCAUCCUCAUGUUCACUUUCAUAAUAAAUUGGUAAAAUAUUUUUUAUAAAACAAAUAAUGAAGCAAACGUCACUGCAGAAUUUUCCUAUCAGUGGCUUUACUUUUGUAACCUCACCACGGAAUUGAUCUUCAUUCCUAGGAUUCUAUGCAAUACAUUUUAAUCUUUUUUUUUUUUUUUUUAAUUCUUUUUUUUUUUAAGGGAAUAAGUCGGACAUGUUGGAGCAGAGACAAAUUUUGUUUGAAGAAGCUUGUACUCUUGCAGAGAAGCAUGGACUGCUGGCAGUCUUGGAAACUUCAGCAAAAGAGGCUCGAAAUAUUGAUGAGGUGUUUCUCCUAAUGGCAAAGGAGCUUAUAGCACGCAAUACCCUCCAUUUUCAUAAGGAAAGCCCCCGUAACAGUUUUGUACUAGACUCGAGGCCCAUUGUUGUUUCACAACCAGAGAAGAAUUGCCAAUGUUGA
Messenger RNA from Pelobates cultripes (western spadefoot toad), 23205 nucleotides. The record is from the annotation of a GenBank genome assembly. NCBI's taxonomy places the organism in Eukaryota, Metazoa, Chordata, Amphibia, Anura, Pelobatidae.